Molecule: messenger RNA, 882 nt
Organism: Trichoderma citrinoviride
Lineage: Eukaryota; Fungi; Ascomycota; Sordariomycetes; Hypocreales; Hypocreaceae
Product: class I glutamine amidotransferase-like protein
Exons: 6
Coding region: 1-747 (248 amino acids)
Source: RefSeq, a predicted model, not a curated record
AUGGCUAAAAUUGUCUUUUUGAUGGCCGACUAUGGCCACGAUCCUACAGAGACCUGUGGACCUUAUACAGCCUUCAAGGCUGCCGGCUUCGACGUCAGUUUCGCGACUGAAGCAGGCAAAUCGCCUCAAUGCGACACCAAAAUGCUGCAAGGCCUCACACAGCGCCUUCUGGGCGCAUCUUCUUCCAUUGUCAAACAGUAUCGCGUCAUGGCUGAAUCAGAGGAAUGGAAGCAUCCUCUGUCCUGGUCCGACGAGCAAUUCUCGCUCGACGCGUUCAAUCUCGUGUUUCUCCCCGGUGGACACGACAAGGCCGUGAGGCAGAUCAUUGACUCUGAUAGAGUCCACAAGCUGCUCGCAGACUUCUUCCCCAAGACGAGAAAGCCCAGCAACAAGGCCGUCGGGGCGGUUUGUCACGGCGUCAUGGUGCUGUCAGAGUCGAAGCAUCCUGAUGGGAGCAGCGUCAUUCGCGAUUGCGUGACGACGGCGUUGCCGGCGAGGUUCGAGCAAGUCGCGUUUUGGGGCACGCGUCUGUUCCUGGGAGACUACUACAAGACGUACGGGGCUGGGAGUGAGAAUGUCGAAGACUCGGUGCGAAAAGUGUUGGCGAGUCCUGCACAGUUCAAGAAUAGCAUCAUGCCAUCCCCCUUCGUUGUUGAGGAUGACAACUACAACUACAUUACGGCGAGAUUCCCCGGCGACGUAGAACUUUUGUCGCAGAAGCUAGUUAAGCUAGUGCAAAGCUUUUGAGCUUGCGGAAAUAAUAUUCGUUGCCGGUGCGGCCGAGUUAAUGAGAUCCGGGGCGUGGGGAAGCAAGGCGGAGAAAACAAGGGCAUGGGUGCUUCGUAUGUCUGCAGAGUGAGAUUUUGAAGCUGUAUCCACAGA